Molecule: messenger RNA, 687 nt
Organism: Dentiscutata heterogama
Lineage: Eukaryota; Fungi; Glomeromycota; Glomeromycetes; Diversisporales; Gigasporaceae
Source: the annotation of a GenBank genome assembly
AUGGGUGUAAAACGUUUAUGGAGUUUAUUAGAACCCGUAGCGAGACCCGUACAGCUUGAAUCUCUAAGCCAAAAAAGGCUUGCUAUUGAUAUCCUAUAUACUUUAUAUAUUUGGUUAUAUCAAUUUUUAAAAGCAAUACGCGACGAAGAAGGAAAUGCCUUAAAAAAUGCUCAUAUUUUAGCCCCGGAAUUGAAGCGACAAACUUUGGCAGAACGCCGAAAAAGACGCAUUGGAAAGACAAAUGAAUUACAAAAAAUAGCUGGAAAAAUUUUAUCAGUUCAGAUUCAGAAAAAACGUGCUGUUAAAAAUAUUGAAGAAUCAAAAUCAGAUAAAAGCCGAAACGAGACAAUAAUAGGUGAUGAUGUCGUUUAUUAUGAUGAAUUAAAGUUGAGUCCUACACAAUUACAUAAAAAGAGAAAAAAGGAUGAAUACUAUUUGCCGCCUAUUGAAGGGGGAAUCGAAUCCAUGAUUAAAGAUGAUGAUCCAAGAAUGGCAACUAAGGAAGAUCUUCGCAAUUAUAUAAAAAAAUACAAGGCAAUUCCAGAAGAUAUCAACACCGAUUCUGAAUAUUUUAAAUCUCUUCCGUUGGAAACUCAAUAUGAGAUAAUUAGUGAACUUAGACAAAGAAGUCGGUUAACUUCAACGGAUAGAUUCCAAGAAUUAGUCAACAGCGCUCCCAUAUCCUAA